GAACGCAACCAAGAGGAUACCGUGAAGUUUUCGCCGAAAUGAGCCUGACCAGAAGCUACCUCGUGAUUAUUCUACUUUACGUCGCUAUUGUCAAUCAUAUUCAUCUACCACUAGUGAGAUGUCAAGAUGAGGAAAGCUCGCAGUGUAUACCUAAAAGAGCGUUCUUGACCCUGUUACGUCUCCCGGAGGUAAACUCCUAUUUAGCAGCUUAUUCAAGAACGGCGAGAGUGAUUCAGAACACAGAGGACCGCAGUGGCAUGGCACACUUGAAAGCUUUAACCGAAGAUGGCGACGAUGACACCGAAAUCUGUAUACCUGCUGGAAUCUAUUUAGAACUGUUCAAGGAUCCAGCUAUGCGUGGACAUCUCAGUGUUAUUGGGAGAACGCAAAAAUUUCCAGACAUAUCGGGACGCCUUCUAGAAGAUAGCGAAGAAAUCGACACACGAGAUUUGCUACCAGUAUCUCAAAAAAAGAGUAUCGCAAUGUUGGCUAAGAACGAUGAUCUUCCGAUAAGUCUCCAGGAUCGCAUCGAUGAAAACCAGGACGAUGAAGAAAAGAGAAUCGAUGUCUCGAGCGAUCAGUCCGAUCGAAACGUACCGGAAAUUCCACACGAUUAUUUACUGCCCGGCGAAGCGUUGGAUUUGGAGGCUCUCGCGCGAGAAUACCCAAUGGAGAAACGAAAUGUCGGCACCCUGGCUAGGGAUUUCGCGUUGCCACCGGGCAGACGAAAUAUCGCGUCAUUGGUAAGAGAUUACGAGCUUCAAACGAAAGGAAAUAACGUUGGGGACCAUAUGCUACCGUUCACGGGGAAAAGAAACGUCGCCUCUCUAGCCAGAACUUUCACGUUACCGCAAAAUGGCAAAAGGAACGUUGCAUCCAUAGCGAGAGAUUACGGUCUUCCGUAUGGGAAACGAUAUGUCGGUUCUUUAGCUCGAACGGGUGACAUUCCGAUGCGCGAGCAAGGAAAAAGGAGCGUCGCCAUUUUGGCCAAAAAUAUGGCCUGGCCUGCCUCCUUGAAGAGAGGCAGUUCUGUCCCUGGAACCGUUAUCUUGAGAGCUCUCGCCCGACAUGGUAGAUCGUUGGCGAGUGAAUCGAACGCUAGAAACAAUUACGAGGGUGGUAUCUUUGGGGAUGAAAAGUUGAACGAUUCUCAGGCUAUCGACGGAUUUUACGAGAGAAUUGAUUCAACGAAUAGGAGGCCGCAAAGACAGAUCAGUUUCACCGAUGAGUACCCCUUGCCUGUUAUGCAAAACACCAACGGAUUCGAUUACGAAGAAAUGAUGGAGGCUCUUAGCGGUCAGUAUCCGAAUGCUGAAAAGAGAUUCAUGGAAACAGGUUCUAUGCCAGAGGUGCAGCAGAAGGUAGAACGUUCCGGAUAUUCGGAAACAUUUCAAGCAAGUAAAAGACACAUUGGAGCUCUGGCACGACUUGGUUGGCUUCCAUCUUUAAGGGCCGUGCGAUUUUCACGAUCACCCCGGUAUUUCGUCGGCAGGGAGAAUCCCUCAGAUGGGUCCUCGUCCAACUACUCCUCCAACUCGUCGACAAGGUCGUUAAAACCGAACAUUAAACCAGGAGCACCCUACGUUCAAGCCUUGCACGGAGAUUGUCGACACGGCUUCAAAAGGUUCCUGUUGUUACCGACAACCGAUAAAUUUCUUCGUCAGAAAUUUCCAAAUUCCAUCUAAAUCGAUUACUACAUAUUUAGCAUUGCA
This is a messenger RNA of Dufourea novaeangliae, 1712 nucleotides long. RefSeq names its product neuropeptide-like 1 (gene Nplp1). Lineage: Eukaryota; Metazoa; Arthropoda; Insecta; Hymenoptera; Halictidae. The coding region runs from base 39 to 1685 and encodes 548 amino acids. The transcript is spliced from 5 exons. The record is from RefSeq and is a predicted model, not a curated record.